CUUGCACCAAUUCUGAUCGGCUGCUGGUUGCUGGAAAAAUCUACCUUUUGACCUUUUUGUAAAGCUCAUCAGCUUCCCCAAUUCUCUCCCUCUCCACUUUCCCAUCUUCUUCAUCCAAAUUAAUUAGAGAGGGAGGGAGAGAGAGAGAGAGAGAGAGAGAGAGAGAGGGAGUUAAUGGAUGGUGCUAGGGAAAUCUAUUACGAGAAUUACAGCAUGGAGGGGGAGAUCAUCAACUUCGUCAAGGUCUGGUUUUCAGUAAUCGUAUCCCUAACCUACUGCUCCUUCACCGCCAAGCUUCUCCCCAAGGGCCUGCCCCGAUUGCUCGCAUUUCUUCCGGUGAUCUGCCUCUUCCUGGCCCUCCCUUUCAAUCUCCACUCCAUGCAUCUCGGCGGCAUGACCGUCUUCUUCCUCGUAUGGCUCGCCAACUUCAAGCUCCUCCUCUUCGCCUUCCACAGGGGCCCCCUCUCCGACGCCUCUCUCUCUCUCCCCCAAUUCAUCGCUAUUGGUUGCCUCCCCAUCAAGCUCCAAGAAAAAGUACCCGGAAACAAUCGCACCCGAAAAGCCCAUAAAUCUCUCUGGAACUACGCCAUAAAGGCCCUUCUCAUCGCCUUGUUUCUGCGUGUCUACGAUUACGGCGACCAGAUUCAUCACAAGAUCAUACUGGUUGUGUAUUGCUUACACAUAUACUUGAUGCUGGAGCUUAUGCUGGCCGUCGUGGCGGCUCUGGCCCGAGCCACGCUGGGAUCGGAGCUGGAGCCGCAGUUCAACGAGCCGUACCUCUCGACGUCGCUGCAAGACUUCUGGGGGAGGCGGUGGAACCUGAUGGUGACGCGCACGCUGCGGCCGACCGUGUACGAGCCAGUGCUGGGGGUGGCGGCGCGGCUCGUGGGGCGGGAGUGGGCUAUGGUGCCUGCCGUGCUGAGCACGUUCGCGGUGUCGGCCCUGAUGCACGAGCUGAUAUUCUUCUACCUGGGCCGGACGAGGCCCACUUGGGAGAUCACGUGGUUCUUCCUGCUCCACGGGGCGUGCCUGGUGGCGGAGAACGGGGUGAAGAAGGCAGCGAGGGGGAGGUGGGGGCUCCCGAGGGUGGUGGCGACCCCGCUGACGCUGGGGUUCGUGGUGGGGACGGGGUUUUGGCUGUUCUUCCCGCAGCUGCUGCGGUGCAAGGCCGACGUGCGGGCAUUUGAAGAGUACGCGAUGGCGUGGGCGUUUCUCAAGGGGACUCUACCGCUGCCACGUUUCAACGUCUCUACCUCAUCCUCCUCCGCCGCCACGGCGGCUUAAAGGACUUUCCAGAUUCCAAUUCCAUUACAAUCUCAUCCUCCCCCCCACCUUACUUUUUUGCGUCAGAGAGAGAUGGAGGUAUCCAAUUGUCCCUCCAAAUCCAAUUUGGCGUUCUUCAAUUUCAAUUUCUUCUCUUCUUUUUCUUUCUUUUUUUUAUUUAAAUCUCCAUUCAAUAGCAAAAUAGUAUUCUAGUUCUAGUCAGACAACUACAACUAUUAUUAUUAAGUGUGAUUGGCUUUAAGAAGGCAGUUUCGGAUUGACUGAAUUUAAAAAUGAUGUUACUUUUUUAAUUUAAAAUUUAUUCUAAUAAUAUAUAAAUUAUACAAAAAUGUUAGUUUA
Messenger RNA from Diospyros lotus (date-plum), 1623 nucleotides. RefSeq names its product acyl-CoA--sterol O-acyltransferase 1-like. NCBI's taxonomy places the organism in Eukaryota, Viridiplantae, Streptophyta, Magnoliopsida, Ericales, Ebenaceae. The transcript has a single exon. The record is from RefSeq and is a predicted model, not a curated record. Bases 175 to 1284 code for a protein of 369 amino acids. Gene Ontology annotation, biological process: lipid metabolic process.